AUGUCAGGGUCGAUCAAAAACGUCGCGAUAUUUGGAGCCACGGGAAUGACCGGACUGGCGACUCUGCCACUAGCGGUGUCUGCAGGAUACAAUGUGACAGUGCUGGUGCGGGACCCUGCCAAGCUGCCUUCUGACCACAAGGCGUCCAGAGUGGUGGUGGGAGAUGUAUUGAAUAAAGAGGAUGUGAAAAUGACCAUGGAGGGCCAGGAUGCUGUUAUCAUCAUCCUUGGCACCAGGAAUGACCUCAGUCCCACCACCAUGAUGUCUGAAGGAACCAAGAAUAUCCUGGAGGCCAUGAAGGCUCGUGGAAUCCGCAAGGUGGUCGGCUGCAUGUCAGCCUUCCUGCUGUGGGAUCGCUCCAAAGUCCCGCCCCGUCUGGUCCCUGUGACAGAGGACCAUGACAGGAUGCACACAGUGCUGAAAAUGUCGGGGCUGGAUUACGUGGCCAUCAUGCCUCCUCACAUCGCAGGUGACCUCCCUCUGACAGAGCGUUACAUGGCAACAGAAAACAUGCUGAAAGGAAGAGCCAUCUCUAAACAUGACCUGGGACAUUUCUUCGUUAAGUGUCUGUCUACCUCAGAGUGGGAUGGCAAGACUGUUGGAGUGUGGGGAGAGUACAAAUAAUCCUGAAUGAAACACUGCUGACGCCCUCCUCAUUUGUUCCUGUCACUGAUUGCCAUUCUUUAUUUUCACCAAAACACUCAAAAUACAAAAAAUAUUUGUGUGUGCUGAGAGGUAAAUGAAGGAAAUAUAUUAAUAUUAUAUUAUUACUAAUUCUUUGCUGUUUUCGCUUUUAUGAUCAUGAUUGUGCAGCUUUUGCUUUGUGUUGUUAUACUUUUAUAUUAAUUUUAAAUUUAUUAUCAGUGGCACAUAGGGGAGAUAUUUUAAAACAAGUGCACAACUGCACAGCUGCUUUUGCUAUAGCUGUAUACAUUUCAUAACAUCAUGUCUGUCUUUUCACGUGAACAGUCUUUACAUACUGAAUGUAUUGUUUCCCAUCAUUGAACAUUAAAUCAGGUGAUGCCUACUGUUGCUGUUUUGAUCUACAGUAGGUCUCUUUUUACGGCUGUUGAAAAUAAAAGACUUUUGUACAAAA
Molecule: messenger RNA, 1096 nt
Organism: Seriola dumerili (greater amberjack)
Lineage: Eukaryota; Metazoa; Chordata; Actinopteri; Carangiformes; Carangidae
Gene: blvrb
Product: biliverdin reductase B
Exons: 5
Coding region: 1-624 (207 amino acids)
Source: RefSeq, a predicted model, not a curated record